This is a messenger RNA of Dreissena polymorpha, 3836 nucleotides long. RefSeq names its product G-protein coupled receptor moody-like. Bases 1247 to 2614 code for a protein of 455 amino acids. Gene Ontology annotation, molecular function: G protein-coupled receptor activity. The transcript has a single exon. The record is from RefSeq and is a predicted model, not a curated record. Gene Ontology annotation, biological process: G protein-coupled receptor signaling pathway. NCBI's taxonomy places the organism in Eukaryota, Metazoa, Mollusca, Bivalvia, Myida, Dreissenidae. Gene Ontology annotation, cellular component: membrane.
CAUACAGAGUACUUAUCCUUUAGAAGAGACACACGUUUCGUGGUUGGUGGUUUCAAAAUUGGGAGACUUCAAUUUCUGAUUUCACAUAUAAACAAUCCCGCUUGCAUAACAUAUGGAUUGCAUUAUUGUUUGAACAUUAUAUUUUUUAACGGCAUAAACAAAGCAACGAAGGAUGGAUACAAGAUUAGAAAAUCAAGUCUAAUACUGUCGUUACGAGUGGUUUGAACUCGUAUAUCAACUAUAUUUGGACGAUAAACACGUUGAACGCCUUGCUCACUGAUAACAUAGAGGUCGCACUUACUGUUGAAAUCAUUUCAGUACGCGAUGACGGACUUUGGAACGUUUACUUCCCGUUUAUUUAAGUAGCUAUAAUUUAUGAAACCAAUAUCGCAGUUAUAAAUUUGGUUUUGAAGAGAACUCAGAAAGAAGAAAAGAAGUGAGUUACAGUGUGACUGAAAACGGACUUAAAGCUUUCUAUAAAGUCAGUGUAAGACGUUGCGUUUUGUGUAACGUUUGGCGUUAUGUUUGUGAUUACGAUAUAUUAUCAGAGGGAGUUAAUUGAUUGCGGUGAAAAACACUGUCAUAUUUAAGUGUGGCUCUAUAUGAUCCUUGUCCUAUAACAUUAUACAAUAUGACUUACAUAACGGAUAGCAUGAACACCGUGUAAUACCAAUUUGUAAUUUGCACUUGUGCGAGUAUUACCGGUACUAUAUUUAUAAUAGUGACAAAUGUGACUUAAUAUUACAAAGUACAAUUUAUAGCCAUAAGGAAUACCGCAUAUGAUGUGUUGUGGACAUGUGACUGUGAACGCAUUUGGAUCAAAAUCACGUUAUGUUGCCCUUAUUCUUUAUAGAAUCAGGAAGUUUUUAAGGACUGCACGGUGAUUAUUUGAAGAUUUUUUAUUUAAACAUACGAGAAGCGAAUAGUCUGCACAUACUUUAACCGUUCUGACAAGUGUUUAUGAUACCUAAUCAUUUGUGGUUGAAGACAUCGAUGGAUUUUAUUACAGGUAGAUAUUGAAUGCGUUGGGUUAAAUCAAGAAGAACUGAUAUAAAGUGACAGUUACAUAAAUGGGAUCGAUUUAAAUUUAAGACAUACAUUUGCUGUAAUCGAUUAUCAAUGUGAAACAAUGAAUGAAAUUUACACUAUAACAUUUGUUAUAGAUUUUUUUAGAUUGUUAGAUUGAUUGAUUCUGUGAACGUUUGUAAGAUUUUUUUAACACCGAGGAUAUAUUAAAAUCUAAGAAAUGGAUUCUAACGUUACGUCGGCUUCCAACGUCAGUUAUGACGUCAUCGCCAUCUUGCGGGAACGGACUCUGUCUCAGAUCGAACUGCACAUCCCGGUGCUCUGUUUCAUCGCGUUGCUGAUGCUGAUUGGAACGUUCGGGAACAUUCUAGUGAUCUGCACGUACGUGAAACGAGUGACGACGUCCUCCACUAACCUGUUCAUAUUCUGCCUGGCAAUAUUCGACCUUGUGAACUGCACGGUGGCAUUGCCUCUGCAGAUAUACAGUCUCCUAAAGCCGUUCACCAAUGAGCAUGAAUUGAUGUGUCGUUUCCAAAACUUCAUGGCUUUCGCCGCGGACAUGUCGUCUGGUUUUAUCAUCGUCUGUAUCUCCUUUGACCGCUAUCUUCGAAUAAUGCGGCCCCACCAGGGACUAAGCGUUAAAAACGCCAAAAUUGCUGUAGCUGUGACGUGUAUUAUGUCCGUCGCUAUUUCGUCUCUAGCGCUCAUAGUAUACGGACGGAGAAAGGUGAUGUUCGAUGACAUACCGGAAGUGCAUGGGCAUCAAUGUGGUGUAGCAGAUGACAAACAAGAAACUAUCAUACCAGUGCUUUUUAAUACAAUGAUUCUUGUGUGUUUUGUAAUUGCGGUUAUCAUACUUUUGAUAGUGUACACGAUGCUUGGUAUCAAGGUCAAAAGAUGGAGCCAGGUCCGGAAAUCGAAGCAGUCACAGGCCGCCCGAGCGUCGGAAUACUUCGGAGCGACCGCUAUUUCCGACAAUACGGAAAGUCCGGACUCACCGGAAGCAAAAAUGUCAGAGACGUUUAACUUUAUCCCUUCGUCACCACGCAGAAUGCUAGAUACCGACUUUGAUCCGGAAACAGAGCCGGCGUUCCGCAGACCGGCUUACGUCCGGGAGCUGUCACGUUCCUUGGACAAACACGAAUUCUUGAAACUUGACGCCGGUCACGUUGACGACGCGCUGCACGUGAACGGCAUGCAGACACUUCCUGUCCGGAAACCAAAGAAACCAGUCGCUUCCGUUGCCAGGAAACCAUCUAUGCCGAGUCUUAAUGUCAUCAAGCGGCGCAUGAAAGUGAGCAAGACCACCAUCAUGUUCAUCUCAGCGACAGUCGCGUUUGUCGCUAGUCAUCUGCCGUACGCGUGCACAAAGAUUCUCAGAACAAUAAAUCCGAUUUGGACUAAAGAUUUCUCUGACGCCGGCUACUCUAUGUUCUUAUUUCUAGAAUAUUCGUUCGUCGUCAGUUACGCCGCGAAUCCCAUCAUUUACAGCUUUUUGAACCCAAAAUAUAGACGCGAGUGCAAAUCUCUGCUUCAAGACAUUUCUAAAACCAUCAAGUGUCAUUCUGAGAAAUUUUACUUUCGGUAAAACACCCGUGAAUGCGGCUUCUGUAAAACGACUGCAUACUAUUUGCAUAAUUGAAAAGUUGACAACAGACAGUAAUGACACAGACACAUGUUUGUUUUGUGUUUACGUGUAGAUAGUUUAGUCACGCGAGAGAAAUAAGAAUUUCUCGAUGCAACAGUUGCUUCUUAAUAUCUGUAAUUGUUGUCUGUUGAGCAAUUUUGAUGGCAAUUUACGCUCUCUGUGCUCGAAGUUCAAAUGAGUGUUCAAAACACACGCAUCUUUUCAAGAUAUUAAUAUUUAUUCGUGCAUUUAUAUUUAUUUUUGAAAAUAUUUAAUUAUUAACAAUGGUUAUGUGUAUAACACAAAGUUAUAUGUUUAACACAAAAGUAUUUCAUAAUAUCACAAAGAUUUUUUUAUUUAUUCAAUUCGCUUCAUGCGUUUGUCUUUAAAAAAUGUUUUUCUUUAUUCUGUUUUUAUUAUUAUCAUAAUAAUAAUUAUAAUAACUAUUAUUAUUAUUAUUAUCAUUAUUACUACUACUACUACUACUACUACUACUAUUAUAAUUAUUUUUAUCUUUAUUUUUCAUUAUCAUCAUCAUUAUAAUUAUUAUUAUAAAUAUUAUUAUUAUUAUGUAUUAUUAUUAUUUAUUAGUAUCAUAUUCAUCAUCAGCAAAAGCAGCAGCAAUAUCAUCAUCAUCAUCAUCAUCAUCAUCAUCAUCAUCAUCAUCAUCAUCAUCAUCAUCAUCAUCAUCAUCAUCAUCAUCAUCAUCAUCAUCAUCAUCAUCAUCAUCGUCAUCAUCGUCAUCAUCAUCAUCACCAUGAUCACCACCACAACCUCCCCCUCCUCCUCAACAUCAUCACCACCACCAUCAUCAUCAUCAUCAUCAUCAUCAUCAUCAUCAUCAUCAUCAUCAUCAUCAUCAUCAUCAUCAUCAUCAUCAUCAUCAUCAUCAUCAUCAUCAUCAUCAACAUCAUCAUCAUAAUCAUCAUCACCACCACCACCACCACCACCACCUUCCCCCUCCUCCUCAACAUCAUCACCACCAUCAUCAUCAUCAUCAUCAUCAUCAUCAAGUGCCAAUACACUCUCAGUAUUAUUACAGUUCUCAAUGUGUGUAUUUCAUUUUUGUUUCUCUUGUAACGCGUCCAAACAUAACGCAUUUGUGUUGAUUUAUUCAAAUAUCCAUGCAUUCGAAGCAAUCGAUUAUAACAUUGAAUUUAUGUCAUUAAAUUGGAGUACUCCA